This is a messenger RNA of Penicillium verhagenii, 1125 nucleotides long. RefSeq names its product RHO alpha subunit C-terminal catalytic domain-containing protein. Lineage: Eukaryota; Fungi; Ascomycota; Eurotiomycetes; Eurotiales; Aspergillaceae. The transcript has a single exon. Gene Ontology annotation, molecular function: iron ion binding; 2 iron, 2 sulfur cluster binding. The record is from RefSeq and is a predicted model, not a curated record. The coding region runs from base 1 to 1125 and encodes 374 amino acids.
AUGUCCUUCUUGAGGAAUUUCUUCGGUACCACGGCUACGCCUGUUGCGCCCAAGGACGAGAAGACCCCCGUCCGCGCUCUACCUGCUUCCUGGUACACCUCCCAGGACAUGUACGAGCUGGAGCGACGAUCGAUUUUCUCCCGUAAAUGGCUUCUCACCACACACAAGCACCGCGUCGCCAACCCCGGCGACUCAGUUCGAUACGAUGCCGCUGGCUUCGAGUUCAUCAUUGUCAAGGACAACCAAGGCACCAUCAGCGCUCUCCUCAGUGACGACCUCUCCCCUGUCCACAUGCACAUUGACCGAAACGGUUUCAUUUGGGUCAACAUGGACGCAGCCGAGACCCCCGAGGUAGCAUGGAAAGACGACUUUGACGGCGUGGACGAGCAGCCCCGAUUCGACUACUACAACUUCGACGAUUACAACUUCGACCACACAUGGGAUAUGGAGGGCGAAUUCAACUGGAAGAUCCUGGCAGACAACUACAACGAAUGCUACCACUGCCUAGUCGCGCACCCGGAUAUCCCCACAAUCGCCGAUCUGAACUCAUACUACGUCAAGACGAAGGACGGCCACAUCCAGCACUAUGGCGCGGCUCGCGAAGACCAGAUCGCAAAGGGUUUCCGCAUAGCGACUACGUACUUCUGGCCCAACGCUUCGUUCAACAUCAGUCCCAACUUCUUCUUCAUGCAGCGCUUUACCCCUACCAGCCCGACUCAGUGUGUUAUGCGGUACGAGGUCUAUCGGCACAAGGAUGCGACUGAUGAGGCGUUCAACCUUAUCAGCGAUAUGUACAAGCGGAUCAUGUCGGAGGACAAGUACCUUUGCAUUGCUUCACAGAAGAACCUCAAUGCUGGUGUCUUCGUCAACGGCGAGUUGCACCCUGAGAUGGAGGCGGGUCCUCUUCACUUCCAGAAGACCGUGCGUGAGGUGGUCACAGAACACCACAAGAAGGAGAGAGAGGCCGGGCAUGAGAUUUGGCCCGCUGCCGAGCGUUUCCAGAGCAAGAAUACCAGCCAAGAGACUGCUGCACCUCCUCAAACGGCUCUUGAAAGCUGGAGCGUGGAAAAGAAUGAGAUGAAGGACUCUUUGCAAGGGAGCUUUGCUCCGGCGAUUGCGGUUUGA